Molecule: messenger RNA, 258 nt
Organism: Mesorhabditis spiculigera
Lineage: Eukaryota; Metazoa; Nematoda; Chromadorea; Rhabditida; Rhabditidae
Source: the annotation of a GenBank genome assembly
AUGUUCACCCAAUCCCGCGAGGACCAGUGCAGAUUACUAGAAGGCGAUUAUUCGGUGUUCGCUGGAUCGCAGCCAGGAAGAAAAUAUAACAAAGAUAGCCUGAUCCUCGAUACGUUGACACUACAGACCAUGUUCAAAUCGAUUGGCUUCUUUGCGACGGCCGCAACAAUUGUCAACAACAAUGCAAACUGUUCCAACCUUGUGCAUGUGGAUUUUCGUUGGAAUCCGGGUACCAGCUAUCGCCGCGCGUUUUCUUAU